Molecule: messenger RNA, 1985 nt
Organism: Liolophura sinensis
Lineage: Eukaryota; Metazoa; Mollusca; Polyplacophora; Chitonida; Chitonidae
Product: ankyrin repeat and MYND domain-containing protein 2-like
Exons: 13
Coding region: 122-1432 (436 amino acids)
Molecular function (GO): protein binding
Source: RefSeq, a predicted model, not a curated record
AGACAGGUGUAUUUUCAGCCGCAUAGUACAGAGAACAGCCUGUUCCCUGGAACGUGAAAUAUUUUAUCAUCAAAGAGAAAUUUCCCGUCGUCUAGUUGUUGCCAGAGACGCUCUUGUCACAAUGGCCGAGAGUGAGAAGAAGGAUGGUAUCAUGAGUGAACAAGAAAAAAAAUUAUUCGAUUCAAUUGUACAAGGGUCAGCUGAAGAAGUUAAGUCUUUGCUUGCCGUGGAUGGAGUUCGAGUGGAUUGCAUAGAUGAUACAGGUAUGUCCCCACUCCAGCAUGCUGCCUUCCGUGGCAGAAAAGAUCUUUGUGAACUAUUUCUAGCACAUGGUGCUGAUGUGAACUCCAGUCACCAUGAGAAUGGAUACUCAUCUCUUAUGUUUGCUGCCCUAUCUGGUAACGUUGAAGUAACUCGUCUUAUGUUAGAAGCUGGUGCUCGGGUAGACCACAUUAACUCUGUCAACAGAACAGCCGCUCAGAUGGCUGCGUUUGUGGGUCAACACCAAGUUGUCUCCCUUAUUAACAACUUUUGUCCCAUGGAGACUGUGGAGUACUACACAAAAUGCCAAGCUUUAGAGAAAGAACCAAGGCUUCCUCCUAGUUUAGCCCCAGCUUUACACAGGUUAAUUAAUAUGUCCAACCUGAAUCCAGUAGGGAUUUCUCUCUAUCUUCUCAAUCAUAAAGGAUUGUUAGAAAAUUCUUACAAAGUAGCUAAGGUGUUGGAGCAUAUGUGCGAGUCUAACAUGAAGUCACAUGACACAAAUGACAUCAUGGCUAUGAAGACCCAUUACCUGGCCUGUGUUAUCAGGCAAGCCAGCAAAUCACUAGAAGAGAAGAACGACAACUUACAAACCUGGAUCAAGGCUCUACUAAGAGGCAGAGAUGGCGAUGGGUUUCAAGAAUUCCAGGAGCGAUUCAUUAGGCAGACAUUUAAGGACUUCCCCUAUGUGGAGUCUGAACUUCUACAGCAGAUGGUUAGGAAUGUGGCUCCAGUUAAAAUAGGAGAUGAGCCUACAGCGUUGUCAAUCCUUGUGUCAGGUAUAAAUGGACAGCACUAUGUGAGGGAGGAAGAAAACAGCUGCAGCACAUGUGGGAAACCCAAGGCGCCAAAGAACUGCUCAGCUUGUAAAAUGGUGAAAUACUGUGACCAGUCUUGUCAAAAACUCCAUUGGUUCACCCACAAGAAGUUCUGUAAACAAUUAGCAGAAGAGUUUGUGAGAUAUGAAGCAGAAAAAGAAAAAUUGCGACAAGCAGAUUUGGCAAGGGAGAUGGAAGAAAAAGCUAACAUCAAAGAAUCUCAAACUGAAGUCAAUGGAAAAGAAGAUCAGACAACAGAGAGUCCUUCUCCAGGUUCAGAAAAAGAAUACAAGGCGGACAGCCCAAGUGCCGAGAAAUCUGUUCUGAUUGAAGGCAGCAAGGAAAACAGUUGACGCUAACUUCUCAACAAAGUUUUUUUAUCAUCUUAACUUUUCAUUGGUGAUUUGCAGAUGCAGCUACAACUGUGUGAUUUGUAACCUGGCAUAAACUCUGGCAAGAUUAUUUGACCUAAAAUAAAUGUUUUAGAACAUUUUUGAAUCAUGUUAAGGUAAUGUUACAUGUAGAUGAGUUGUCUGUUAUGUGUAGAGUGUACAUUGUACUUCAGUAUUGUUUUUGUUUAUUCAUAGUGUUUCCUGAAACACGUAGGGAUGCAUAAUUGUUGUUGAAAUAUCUCUUAAUAGAAUACAUAGCUUCUUAACUUGAUAACAGAUACAGAUUUUCAAAUUUGCACUCAAUUCCUUAUUCACAUUCCCCUUAUUCUGUGAGAACUUUACUUAGUCAUACCUUGUUAAGUCUUCAGCCUGUUCACAAAAUUUUAAUGUUUACAAUUUUCAUUCUUGCAGAAUCACACUCUGAAACUGUGAAAAAUAAAAGAAAAAAUGCACCUAUUGAGUGUUGGAAACCAUUCCUGAAUGUUACAAAAAGAUUUACCUGUGUUUUCUGUAC